Messenger RNA from Spodoptera litura, 3075 nucleotides. RefSeq names its product splicing factor 3B subunit 2 (gene Sf3b2). Lineage: Eukaryota; Metazoa; Arthropoda; Insecta; Lepidoptera; Noctuidae. Gene Ontology annotation, cellular component: U12-type spliceosomal complex; nucleus. The record is from RefSeq and is a predicted model, not a curated record.
CCUGCAAAAACUAACCUAUAUGAUGCGUUUGAUGUUGUUGUGUCAAUAAAGUGAAUUUUUAGUGAAAAAUAAAUAGUUUAGAUUUACUACAAUGCCGCCGCCACCACCGCCAGGACAAAUGGGAACUGGGACCAUGCCACCACCACCCAUGGGGCCGCCUGGGGCUAUACCGCCGCCGGUUACUUCAUCUAGCGGUCCUCCAGCAGUUCCGCCUGCGAUGCCUCCUACGAUGCCUCCUGCUAUGCCUCCUACAAUGCCACCUGGUAUGGGGCCGCCACCAGGUAUGAUGGGAAUGGGUCCUCCUCCUCCUGGGAUGGGACCACCGCCUCCACCAGGAAUGGGACCUCCUCCGGGUAUGGGAAUGGGGCCACCUAUGGGACCUCCCGGUAUGGGACCACCAAGAAUGCCUCCCAACAUGAUGCGUGGACCUAACAUGAAAGGUAACUUUGGGAACCAAGGAAUGGACAUGGGUCCACCUGGGAUGGGUCCACCGCCAAAUAUGCCUCCUAUGGGUUGGGAGGGCCAGGGACCUCCAGGUUGGGGAAGACAGGAUGGUCCACCAGGUUGGGAUGAUCAUGGAGAGGAAGGAGAUGAAGAUGAAGUUGAGGGAGAUGAAUCUAGUGGCAUGCAAGGACCUCCAUCAAGUUUGCCAUCUCUAUUGACCAUGAAGAUUGAUACUCCUGAAGAGUUCAGGAACAAGCCAGUUGGUGUUGGUGGUGUUGUGCUUCCUAAAGCAUUAGAGGAAGCUCUAGCUUACAAGGACCAGAGACAGGCUGCUCUGGGGGAUGAAACAGAUGUACCAAAAGAAACUGAAGAAGAACCAGAAGCUCCCCCAGCCCCAGUGAUCAGUACAGAGUAUGAUGCAGAGGAGGAUGAAGGAGACUCGGAUGAUGAUAACAUUCCGGAUGCACCACAGCCACCUAUCAUCUCUAAAGGAGAGGGCACAGCAAACAAAGCUAAUAAAAAUAAGAGAAAGAAGAAAAAGAAGAAGGCAGCCAGACAGAAGAGGCGAGAGGAAUCAAAGAAGAAAGAUGAUGACACCACUGCAUCAAGCCAGGAUGAUGGCAAGAAGUCCAGUGAUAAGGAAAAUGAAAAAGAGGUGGAAAUUGAAUAUGUGCAAGAAAACAUUCAGUUCCAUGAAUUGGAGCCUAUGUACCGCCAGUUCCAUCGCAUUCUCGAAGCGUUCAAGAUCACGGAAAAGAAGGAUGAUGCUCUCAAAGAGGAAGACAAGGAUGCUCCCAAACCUUCCAAGCCUCAGGAGAAGGUGCAGGACCAGUUUGCUGCUGAUGAAGAGGCAGUGGAGAAAAAUGCUGCGGAUGAAAAGGAAAGGCUCUCAAAACGUAAAUUAAAGAAGUUGUCGCGGUUGUCUGUGGCCGAACUCAAGCAGUUGGUGUCUAGGCCUGAUGUGGUUGAGAUGUAUGACGUCACAGCUCGUGACCCCAAGCUACUGGUGCAGUUGAAGGCGCACAGGAACACUGUGCAAGUACCACGGCAUUGGUGUUAUAAGAGAAAGUACCUGCAAGGUAAGAGGGGUAUAGAAAAACCUCCUUUCGAUCUUCCGGACUUUAUCAAGAAAACUGGUAUCAUGGAAAUGAGGGCCUCCCUGCAAGAUAAGGAAGAAACAAAAACCCUCAAAGCCAAAAUGAGGGAGAGGACCAGGCCUAAACUUGGCAAAAUUGAUAUUGACUACCAAAAACUUCACGAUGCAUUCUUCAAAUGGCAAACUAAACCUCGGAUGACAAUCCACGGCGACUUGUACUACGAAGGCAAGGAGUUUGAGACCAGACUGCGUGAGAAGAAGCCCGGUGACCUCUCCGAGGAACUGAGAACUGCACUCGGCAUGCCUGUCGGACCGGGCUCACAUAAGGUGCCCCCACCAUGGCUAAUUGCCCAGCAGCGUUACGGCCCGCCCCCGUCCUACCCCAACCUCAAGAUCCCCGGCCUCAACGCACCUAUACCUGAGGGUUGUGCGUUUGGAUACCACGCCGGUGGUUGGGGCAAACCACCUGUAGAUGAGACUGGUAAACCGCUGUACGGAGAUGUAUUUGGACACCAGAGUAGCGGACAAGAUGAUGUGGAAGACCUAGAUAUAGAUAGAACGAUGUGGGGAGAACUGGAGUCUGAAUCUGAAGAAGAAUCAGAAGAAGAGGAAUCCGACGAAGGAGAGAAGCCUGGCGAGGGUGACAUGGCGGCGGGAGUGGCGACCCCUGGCGAAGGUCUGGUCACUCCGCUUGGCAUCAGCUCCGUGCCACCCGGCAUGGAGACUCCUGACACUAUUGAGCUUAGGAAGAAGAAGGUUGAAAGUGAUAUGGAAGGUGGUGACACGCCAGCUCUGUACCAAGUGUUGCCAGAGCGGCGCGUCGGUCUGACUCCGGGCAUGAUGGCCUCCACACACGUGUACGACAUCAGCGCGGCCAACCCGGGUAAGCGAGCAGCCCCAGCAGCUGCAGCAGGAACAACGAGUGAGAGCGGCGGCGGAUCCGCCAUGGGAGGAGUGGAGGUAGCGCUGGAUCCGUCCGAGCUGGAACUGGAGCCCGAGGCAGUAGCUGCGCGGUACGAGAGACAUCUGCGGGAGACACGGCCCAAGGCACACGAGGAUCUCUCCGACAUGUUGGCUGACCACGUCGCUAGGCAGAAGAACAAGAGAAAGCGACAACAGAAUACGGACUCCAAGCAGUCGAAGAAAUACAAAGAAUUCAAGUUCUAAUAGUGAUAAUAGACAUAUUACAUUAAUUUAUAUUAUAAGUGUAUUGUAUCUAUGUUAGGAUACUCUUGGGUGGUUUAUCCAGGGCUGGUAGUCUCGACAUUGAUAACAUCAUAAUUUUGUCGCUAACGGCUGAAAUUAAUUACCGAUUUUAAUUAUUUAAAAAGGUUAUUAUUUUAGGCUGGUAGUUGUUUAAAAGUUUAUCAAUUUUAAACAUUCGCCUUAGUUGAAAAUCUAAGUGAAAUUUACAAGUUAGCGACCCUCUUCUGUCGUUGUGGAGACUUCGCAAGCCUAUAAUAUGAUAUAGCAUUGAGGUUAUCAAUUCAUGUGUGACAAUUACAACUAAUUCAAUAAAGAAUUACUUCAAUGAU